UUAAAAAAAGAUAGAAGCGUAGAAUACACAUAUAGUCUAAUGUAAGGCCAUUAAUCAGCCUUUACCUUUACCAUAUUUAUAAGAACUAAACUAUUGUCAGAUGAUGAGGCAGUUAAAGUUUGAAGUUAGAACUCAAAAUCUUUCAAAGUUAUUCGGGAAAGAAACCCUGUAAAAGCAAGCUAGAUGGGGAGAGGAAGGGUGCAGUUGAAGCGGAUCGAGAACAAGAUUAGCAGACAGGUAACAUUCUCCAAGAGAAGAACAGGUUUGCUCAAGAAAGCUCAUGAGAUCUCUGUGUUGUGCGAUGCUGAUGUUGCUCUCAUCGUUUUUUCCACUAAAGGAAAACUUUUUGAGUACGCCACUCACUCCAGUAUGGAGACGAUUCUUGAGAGGUAUGAAAGGUAUUCGUAUGCAGAGAAAUUGCUUACUGCUCCUGAAACCGAAACACAGGCAAGCUGGACUCUUGAAUCCUCCAAGCUUAAGGCAAAGAUUGAAGUUCUUGAAAAGAACAUAAGGCACUAUGAUGGGGAAGAUCUAGAGCAACUAAACCUUAGAGAGCUUCAAAAUGUGGAGCAACAACUUGAGACUGCUCUUAAGCGAAUACGGACAAAGAAGAACCAACUCAUGCACGAGUCCAUCUCUGAGCUUCAUAAAAAGGAGAGGGCAUUGCAAGAAAGAAACAAUUCACUCUCUAAGAAGUUGAAAGAGAAUGAGAAGACCAGUGAGCAACAAAUUCGAAUGUUGCAAUUACCUCAGCAUCCACCUCAGCCACAUCCAUGUUCAGUUGAUUCUUUUGCAAACACUAGUGGACCAUUCAUUGGAGCAGCCAUGAGGGAGGAGGAAUCAGCUCAAGUUCAACCUGUCUCCACCACCAUGAUGCCAUUGUGGAUGAUCCGCCACAUUAACCAAUAAGAACUUAAUCUUCCGCCCAUCUGAGUGUGUGAAUAUAGCUAUAUAAAGUGGUCAACUUUUGAUUUCUAUAAUUAUUAUUAUAUGUUUGAUUCCCGCUACAUAUAUACAUAUUUAUGCUCCAACGCAUUCUGGAAAGUGAAUC
Messenger RNA from Lactuca virosa, 1051 nucleotides. NCBI's taxonomy places the organism in Eukaryota, Viridiplantae, Streptophyta, Magnoliopsida, Asterales, Asteraceae. The record is from the annotation of a GenBank genome assembly.